Pleuronectes platessa (European plaice) is the source of this 5249-nucleotide messenger RNA. RefSeq names its product ankyrin repeat and LEM domain containing 1 (gene ankle1). Lineage: Eukaryota; Metazoa; Chordata; Actinopteri; Pleuronectiformes; Pleuronectidae. The record is from RefSeq and is a predicted model, not a curated record. Gene Ontology annotation, molecular function: endonuclease activity; protein binding. Bases 342 to 3884 code for a protein of 1180 amino acids. The transcript has 9 exons.
UGUUUGGAGGGAAGUUUAAGUCAAAGAAUCGAUCAAGGCAAAACACGAGAAUAAACAACCGCUGGAAGUUUCCAUUGUUUGUCAACAACUUCCCUCCGAGGAGUGAAGAUGCGGAAAUACGUACUUUAUAGUUAACUCCUGGUUUUAUGCGUUCAAACAUUAGUAGCUCGCAACGUUUAAUGGGUCGAUGGCGUCCGCAGCUUCUCAGUCGCAGCUAGCCCCGCUAGCUAACGUUAGCCUCCAUUGAGAGUGACCCACGUCUGGGCUUCUCGGGUUCGGGCCGCGGGGCUGAAGAUGCAGGAACGCGGUCACAGAUGAUCUGUAAGCGGACAUAGGGGAUCAUGGAUCGAAGGAAGAGAAGCCUGGAGGGUCAACUCUGUAAAGCUGUGAACGAUGGAGAACCCAGAUUGGUGCAGCUGCUUCUUUCACAAGGUGCUCGUCCCGACCUGUUGGCUUCUAAAGGGGUCGCAGCGAUACACCUGGCUGUUGGCAAGGAAACAGAGAAGAACAUGCGUUGCUUGAAAAUGAUGCUGGAAUUUGGAUCGGACCCCAAUAUUAGGUCGUCCGAGGGCCUGACUCCUCUUCACAUUGCUGCACUGUGGGGAUGUUACCAAAAUCUGAAGAUGCUCUUGAUGAAUGGAGGAGACCCAAACAUCAAAGACAAUGAAGGGAAUACACCAGGGCAGCUUGCAGUGCAACAGGAGAAUCGGAAAUGUGCCCUGGUCCUCCAGGAACACCAGGCCAGCUCAGUAGACACAGAGGAGGAGGACUUACCUCACUUUCAAUACUCUGUGUAUUCAGACCAAACCGACACGUCCAGCUACCCUGCGUCCGACUCCAGCUUCAGCUCCCACUCCUCUAUGAUGAGCGACUCCAGUGAAGCCCUGUUGAGCAGCACUCGGCGCUCAUCAUUCUUUAACCUGGCUAACAUGAACGGGAGGCCAGGCUGCCGAGGAUUUUCAUAUAACAGACUUUCUGAUGUGGACUCAAUGAGAUAUCACAACCAGGACUGGAACAAUUCCUUUGCACCCUGGGCAGCUGAGGGUCCCUCCAUUCUAUCAAGCACUCGCAUGUCUGCAGUGGGCCUGGCAGCUCCAAUGCCGAUCCUUAAGGAGGAUGAUUUAUUAACAAACGAUGAUGUGUUCAAGUCAAAAGCAAACGAACAUGCUGACUAUAGAAUCUCUCCCUCCCGAAGAGACACUCUUCCAGCACUUCACUCGCGGCGAACAAGUCGCAAGAGCGUGACCUUCAGGAAUGUCGAUGAAUUUUUCCCGGUGUUUAGUCCCGAAUCUCCCAAACAGCAGCACACUGUCGACAGCAGCCAGUGCACCAGCAACUUAACCUUUGACCUCUCUGAUUACUCUGGCUUCCUGGAUUCAGAACGCAUGGCCACUGUUUUACACAAGCAGGGAAUCGACGUCACAUCGCCGGAUCAUGUCUAUGUUUUCAGCAGGGAGAGCAGCACGAGCACAGAAGAGGACAUGGAGAAAACAGUCCUCAGACAUUGUGCUUUGCAAGAGAGUGAUGGUGAAGAGGAGAGGGAAAGUGUAAAAGAGGCUCAGGUUAAUGUAGCUGAACAGCCCGCACAGCCCUGUGGGAGCAAUAGCAGCGGCACGGCUAGUAGUGAUUACAGUAGCUGUGACAGUGACCAUUACACCAGUGCUCUGGAUGCGUCUGCUUUACACCCGGCUGAGGAGGAGGCGUCUGUCAGGCAUGAAUCUGGCAAAAAGACUGAGAUUUCUACAGACUCUGAUACUGAAUGUAUGUGGCGAGCUGGGAAUCUCACACCCGUUAAACCCCGGAUGGAUUCAGAACCUGACACUACAGACCAUUUACAGAAAAUCCUUGAUAAACUGUCCCUGUGUGACAUAAAAUCCCCAAACAAUGAAGCAUUUGCAUCUAACAGACCUGUUGUGGACACUUCAAGUGAAGGCAGAGUUGAUGAGGAGGCUACUACGCUAACGACAGAUGCCGAAUCUGAUGUAGUUCAGGUUUUAGAGGAAGUAGCCGAACUCCCGUUCACACCGAGUCCUUUCGUAACUGGAAGGACUCGCUCCAGGUUGAGUCGCUGCUCACUGAGAACAAGCAAAACGCACGAGAGCCUCCUUCUCACUUCGUCUCUGUUUGAGGAAACCCUGCCUUCGCCAGUUCGAACACGCCACCAGACGCCCAGGUCUCGGAGCAGUAUAGACUAUUACAGCUCCCCACAUGUGACUCAUUAUACGCCAUCAUAUUCGGGGAGUAGCACAGGAGGAGACUCCUUACCUGCAGAUUGCAAGGACACGCAGUCCUGCACCCUGAGAGCUGGUUCAGGUGUUAGCCACAGCCAAGAGGACACCAUCAUCCUCUCCAAGAGUGUAACUGAAUCACAGACUUUAUCAGAUACAGUCUUACUGGGUAAAGACCAGGACUCUGUAAUGGAUGCUUAUGAAUUAAACCUCGCUGAGGUUGUGCUUGCUAUGCGAGGACAAGACAGGGAUGUUGCUAAAGGUUUAGAUUUUAUGACCGAUGAUGUGACGAGUACAGAUGAGGCAACAACGAAGGGGAACGUACACGAUAACCCUGACGAGGCCAGAAGCGACGGCGUAGGAAACGAAGAUGUCUGGAUCACUGAGGACUGCAGCUCUCAGCCGGACUCUGUGUCGUCUUCAUCCAGCUCCAGUUACUUUUCCCCCAGGAGGUCCAGGGACGGCUCUGACCCGGCGAGCACCCCAGGCACAGGAUGCACCCCGAGGUACAGCAUCAGCCGACUGUCGGGCUGUCGCAGGCCUCAGCACCUGGCCAACCUGUCUUACACACCCGGAGGCCGUCCGCUCAUUCAGGACCUGGAAGAGCCGGUGGAGUACCUGUACACCGAUACAGAACAGGGCCACAAAUUGAUCGAGACCCACGUCCCACCGACUGCGGACACCUCGCUCAGCUCCAGCAUGAGCGCCAGCAGCAGCGAGGACACCAUCCUUUAUGACUGGCGCUUGGUGCAGACCGAAUUGACGAGCAGCAGAGGAAAGGAGAACCAGAAGCCUCCGACGGUGAUAAAGAAAGAGAAACAGGAUGAGGGGGAGAGUCAUUUCUUGCCCGACACUAAAGGGUUAACGGACAAGGAUCUGAGAUCGAGGCUCCUGGAGCUGGGGGAGAGUCCGGGUCCGAUCAGCAGCCGCACCCGGCCCACAUACAUGAAGAGGCUGCGCCGCCUGAUGCAGGAGGCCCAAUCCCCACAUCACCAGAAGCUAUUAGACCAGCCGCACACAGGUGAUUCCGGUUUCAGUCCCGAGUUGUGUCGGGCCCUGAAGACCUUCCAGCUGCCUGACUGUCAGACUGACGAGCAGGAUCUAUGUCAGCAGUUUGACCAACCAGAUCAGAACAGGAAGUGGAGGGAGGGCGUCAUCAAGUCCAGCUUCAACUACCUGCUGCUCGAUCCAAGAGUGACGAAGAACCUCCCGUUCCGCAGCCACACCAUGAAUCCACAGGAGGGUUUCCAGGCUUUUGUCAACGCCAUAUUUUAUGUGGGGAAGGGGAAACGCUCCCGGCCUUACAGCCACCUGUACGAGGCUCUAGAGUACUUCAGAGGGGACAAGACCUGCAAGAAACUGUGCCCCAAAGUGCAGCACAUCCUCCAGGUGUGGGAGGCCGGGCAGGGCGUCGUCUCUCUGCAUUGUUUCCAGAACGUUAUUCCAGUGGAGGCCUUCACUAGAGAGGCCUGUAUGGUGGAGGCCAUCGGUCUGAAGAUGCUCACCAAUCAGAAGCGAGGUGAUUUUUAUGGCGUGGCGUCCAACUGGCCGGUGAAGCGUAAACGGGAGCUGGGCGUCCAUAUGCUCUCCCGGGCCAUGCAGAUCUUCCUGGCUGAGGGCGAGAGGCAGCUCAGACCGGCAGACAUCAGGCAGUAGCGACCCCUACAGGAGAGGGGCAUGAACAGCAACAAAACACCAACACAGGGAAAUACCACUAGGAAUAAAAAAGGAAUCCUUAAUGGGUUUGAACCUCAGGAUCCCUCUGUAUAUUAGCUCUGAUCGCUCCCUUAGUUAAAUACACUCUUUUUUUACAUGUGACACUAUCUGGAAUAGACAUUUACACCCUUUGAAUUUGAAAAUCAUCUUGCUUGAUACUGUAUAAAGAUUAAGGAAAAACGUGGGAGUGUGGAGAUGAGCAUUAUGAUAAAAUACAGAUUUAUAACUGCAGCUCUUUCAUCAGUCAGGAAAGAUAUUUUACAAAAACAUUCUUCCCAGCGGGACACUUUUCAUCUCAUCUGCUGUAAUAAUACUUUUAAAUUGAUCCACAACCAAAUUCAAAUAUCUUAUGUAGCAUAUUUAAAUUAACUGGUGCUGCACUGAUCUUAUGUCCAAAUUCCAAAGAAGCUUUAUCGUGUUACUACUGUAGUGUAAAAUUAAUCCGAGGCCAACAUUUGGCUCUUACUACUUAGUUUAAACUUUAAGAAACUUGAUAUUUGUCACAAGCAUUUGUUCAUGUGACUGGAUUCACAUUUAUUUUCUUGUAUAUUUAAAUGUUUUUUUUUACAGAAAGCCAUUGAUGUCAUAGCCUUAUUGGUGUUUCGUAUGUGUACAAUUCUUUUUGGAAUUUCAAUAUGAUCAGUCUUGUGUAGAAACAGGAUGCUGAAGUUUUCAAUAUCACAACUUAAAAAUGUUCAGUUGUCCAAGUUAGUCGCGAAACUGGUUUGUGUUAUUUCACAUGCUGUCAUGAAAUAUGGAUAAUCCCACAGAUGUGUUUUUAAUGUCUAUUUCAACUAGGUUUGUGGAUAUCAAGAUAAUUAUAUCCUAAAACUCAUGUUCACUUGCCUGGAAGUUGCCCAGUCAUUAUCUCACUGGGACGGCUUGAAGAGCAACAAUUAUAAACUGACACUUGUAGUUUGGAAAGAUAAUUUUCUUUUUUAUUCUCAAUCCCCUUGUUUAAGUAAAAACACCUGACCUACAGCAUUAACAUUUUCAUCAUGAAAUUAGUUUCAUGCAAAUAAUUACCUUUAUUAAAUAAACAUUAAAGCUAUUUUAAUAGUAUGUCAAUUAAGGGCGUAGAGACACCUUUUGAGGUUCCAGGUUUUUGUAGUUAAACGUAAAAAGUCCAAAAGUAAAUUUUGAUCAAUGUUUUGUUGUUUUUCAGUUGUGUAUGAAUUGUUAGAAAUUGCUCUUGUUUCAUGUUAAGCAUCAACAGUAACUUCAGCUCUCUAAUUCCUGUUUAUUUUCCCCUUAUUUUGGAUUUAUGUAAAAAAAAAGAAAUACAGAAGACUUAAAAACUUGAAA